Messenger RNA from Moesziomyces aphidis, 366 nucleotides. The record is from the annotation of a GenBank genome assembly. Lineage: Eukaryota; Fungi; Basidiomycota; Ustilaginomycetes; Ustilaginales; Ustilaginaceae.
AUGCAAUGCGCGUCGACGCACGAGGAUCAGAGGGCGCUUGCUUUCCCCCCUACAAGCGCUGCUGGUGCACCGGGAAUCCACACACGGGAUCAGCCGAGCGGCGCUGUCUCGCGUCCCGUCUCGGGCGUGCGACAGGCCAAGGCAUCCUCCGCUCCAGUCUUUGGCUUGCCGAGCAAGGCCGCCUCGGGGCAUCAACGUGCCACCCAGGCGCCGCCCGCCUCCGUGUCAAUCUCGGAACCGGAGCAGAGGCAGCAUUCGCAUGGACGCUUAGGAGCCUGGCCGCCUUUCCCGCCCUACAAAGCUACUAUACUGCGGGGAGCUACUCGACUCGGUUCGGAACGCGAGCUCGGAGCCGGCCGUUGGUAA